AUGAGUGACGAUGGUGCAGCGACGACCAACAAGGCGACCGAAACGAUGACCAAAGAGCAGAGCAAACGUAAACGCAAGGUGCUCAUAAUAGGUGCCGGAAUGGCAGGGCUAUCGUCGGCCAACCACCUGGCGAAAAACGGCUGCAGGGAUUUUCUCAUUCUGGAGGGGCGCAACCGGGUCGGGGGUCGCAUCGUCUCGAUCGAUAUGGGAUCGCAAAAGAUCGAACUAGGAGCAAAUUGGAUCCACGGUGUACUUGGCAACCCAAUGUUCGAGCUGGCCAUGCAGCACGGGCUGAUCAGCAUCAUCAACAUACCAAAACCACACAAGGUAGUUGCUGCGACCGAGGAUGGCAAGCAGGUCCCGUUUCAGAUACUGCAGGAAAUCUACGAAGCGUACGUGUGCUUUCUGCGGCGGUGUGAGGAGUACUUUCUGUGCCAGUAUCUGCCACCGCCCGACAUUCACAGCGUCGGCGAACACAUCAACCUGGAGGUGGAGCUGUACCUAAACAACGUCGAAUGCCAGAAGGAGAAGCGCUUGCGUCAGCUGAUAUUUGACUGCCUGCUGAAGCGGGAAACGUGCAUCACCGGGUGCCAUAGCAUGGACGAGAUCGAUCUGCUCGAGCUCGGCAGCUACACGGAGCUGCAGGGAGGCAACAUUGUGCUGCCCACCGGGUACAGCUCCAUCCUGAAACCGCUGUGCGACAAUCUGCCAAAAGAAAACAUCGUUCUUUCGUGCCCGGUGCGGCGGAUUCACUGGAAACGGAAAGCGGCACUACGGGCCGGAGCGUCGAUGACGGGAAGCGCGGCCGAUACGAUUCUCGAGGAGGAUGAGGACGAUGGGAACGAAUCGGAUGACUCGGAUCGCACCGUCACCGAGGCACCGAUAGCGGGUGAAGAUUCACAAGGCGGAGUAGCAACGGAGGAACAGAAAUCGAGUGAAACCGCAAGGAUCAUUAAAUCCUCUACGGCCAACGUGGUGGUGGAGUGCGAAAAUGGGAACGUUUACGAGGCGGAUCAUGUGAUUUGCACCCUUCCGUUGGGGGUGUUAAAAGAACAGGGUGAAACGAUGUUUGUGCCCGCGUUGCCCCAGUACAAGAUCGAGUCGAUCGACAGCUUGCUGUUUGGCACGGUGGACAAGAUAUUCCUAGAGUACGAUCGACCCUUUCUCAACGCAACGAUCAGUGAAAUAAUGUUGCUUUGGGAACAACGAGAAGUGAUCGAGGGCAACGAUGGUGCGGAGUCCUCGGACGGGCCAAACCAGGAAGACGGUCAGUGGCUGAAGGAGAAUUGGUUCAAGAAGAUAUACUCCUUUUCAAAGCUUUCCGACACGCUACUGCUCGGUUGGAUAUCGGGCCGGGAGGCCGAGUACAUGGAGACACUGUCGCACGAGAUCGUGGCCGAACGGUGCACGGAGAUCCUGCGCCAGUUCCUCAAAGAUCCGUUCGUGCCGAAACCGAAGCGGUGCGUUUGCACCAGCUGGAGGAGACAACCGUUCAGCCGUGGUUCGUACACGGCCAUCGCCGUUGGAGCCUCGCAGGACGACAUCGACAACAUCGCCCAACCGCUCUACUCGAGUCCCCAUCAAUCCAAGCCCUCGGUGAUGUUCGCGGGCGAGCAUACGCAUGCGAAUUUUUACUCGACGGUGCACGGUGCCUACUUAAGCGGGCGAACCGCGGCUCAGAUCCUACUGACGCCGGACUCUCCCCAGGAGAUUGUGAUGGAAUCGGACAGCAGUGAUCUCAGCUCGUGGAUUCAGGGCAUUGCGCUAGAUUAG
Messenger RNA from Anopheles nili, 1773 nucleotides. RefSeq names its product peroxisomal N(1)-acetyl-spermine/spermidine oxidase. NCBI's taxonomy places the organism in Eukaryota, Metazoa, Arthropoda, Insecta, Diptera, Culicidae. The record is from RefSeq and is a predicted model, not a curated record. Bases 1 to 1773 code for a protein of 590 amino acids. The transcript is spliced from 3 exons. Gene Ontology annotation, molecular function: polyamine oxidase activity.